This is a messenger RNA of Sinocyclocheilus rhinocerous, 4490 nucleotides long. RefSeq lists its product as uncharacterized. Gene Ontology annotation, biological process: carbohydrate metabolic process; skeletal muscle fiber development. Lineage: Eukaryota; Metazoa; Chordata; Actinopteri; Cypriniformes; Cyprinidae. The coding region runs from base 332 to 2389 and encodes 685 amino acids. The transcript has 4 exons. The record is from RefSeq and is a predicted model, not a curated record. Gene Ontology annotation, molecular function: hydrolase activity, hydrolyzing O-glycosyl compounds.
AUAAACUCCUCCCAUAACAAGACACGGCGUUUUCAGCGUCUUGAAUUGGUUGAGGGAACAACAUGUCAACAAGACACGAAACCAACAGUCCUCGAGCUGUGACUUGACAAAAUGAGACGGAUCCCAAGGCCACUGAAAAGGCUCAUAAUGAACAAGAGGAAAAUGUUACAUUGAGAGAAGGAAAAAUGGAUGCAAGACUCAAUUUUGCACAAAUUUUGCAAGUUAUUCACUUUUGUUCUCUGUCUGCCAAAUGUCUUCUAUAGUCUGUAUAAAAUUUUAGCCUGCAGUUUUAUCAGCUUUUCAACUGUGAAUUCAAAAACUAAGACUCAGAAUGUACCAAGUAGUCCCAGGAGGUGCAGGAGGAACAAUUACUGAUGGCAUGCCCAUCAAGAAGAUAGACAAGGACAGUCGCCCUCUGGUGGGGGCUGGAGUUAUUGGUGUGAUUCUGGUGAUUGCAGCAGUGACUGCAUGGUGCUAUUAUAUUGCCUCCCUACGUAAAGCUGACCUGCUGAAGACAGAAUUGCUUGAUUUGAAUAAGGAUGGCUUUCUCAUCCGUAACCAGGCUGGAGGGAUUGUCUUGAAGAUGGGCUUCAGAUCUGGCACGCUUGAUCUAGACUCCUGCUCGAAGGAGGGAGUGAUCCUUCGCUGCUCACGUUCGUUUGCUGGCAAGGUGAACUUCUUCAUUAUGACCGUAAAGCCAAAGGAAACGGUGAUGUGUUACCGUGUGCGUUGGGAAGAGUUGGAGUCAGACCGACCUGUGGAGCACGCCAUGUCCUACAAUGAAUCGCACUGGUAUGGUGGUGCUGAGACUGCUGUUCAGCAUUGGCCUAUUGCCAUUUUGGGCCAGCAGGCACCCAAACCUUUUGUCACCAGUGACGUGUACUCCAAUCGCCAUGACUUCGGUGGCAUCCUGGAGCGCUACUGGCUUUCGUCCAACGCGACUGCCAUUAAGAUCAAUGACUCUGUGCCCUUCCACCUGGGCUGGAAUGAUACAGAGAAAACCAUGUACUUCCAGGCACGAUAUCAGGACAGUCCAUACAAACCUGCACCUGGAAGGCCUCCCUAUGCUGAGCUUAGUUACAGAGUCUGUGUGGGCCCAGAUGUGACCUCUAUCCACAAGGUCAUGGUUCGUCGAUACUUCCCUAAACCCAACAAAGUGCCUGCCAAAGAAAUGUUCUGGCACCCAAUAUGGUCCACCUGGGCUUUACAUAAAACUGACAUCAAUCAGGAAAAGCUUUUAACUUAUGCAGAGAAUAUAAGCAAACAUGGUUUUAACUGUAGCCACUUAGAACUUGAUGAUCGUUACACCAGUCAGUACGGGGAAUUUGAGUUUGACACACAGAAGUUCCCAAAUGCUUCUGCCAUGUUUCAAAAGCUCAAGGCAGAUGGCUUCCUGGUAUCCCUGUGGACACAUCCCUUUGUGAAUUAUGAUUCUACCAAUUUUGGGCCAUGUGUACAGAAAGGGCUGUUCGUGAUGGAGCCUACAGGUCAACUUCCUGCCUUGGUUAAGUGGUGGAAUGGCAUUGGUGGAAUCCUCGAUUUUACCAAUUCAGAAGCUCGCAACUGGUUCAUGUCCCAGCUUCGCUCUUUACGCCAGAAAUAUGGUGUUUCUUCCUUCAAGUUUGAUGCAGGCGAGACCAACUACUUGCCCUGGCAGUUUAGAACUCGAGUCCACCUCCCCGACCCAAGCACCUUCACUCGCCGCUACACCGAAAUGGCCAUUCCUUUCAACGAACGUGCUGAACUUCGGUCUGGCUACAGCUCUCAGAAUAUCUCCUGUUUUUUCCGUCCAAUCGACCGGGACUCUGUGUGGGGCUAUGAACUUGGCCUGAAGUCCCUGAUUCCAACCGUCCUCACUAUUAGUAUCCUGGGCUACCAGUUUAUCUUGCCAGACAUGAUUGGAGGCAAUGCCUAUCCCAACCGUACUGAUGGAAACAGCAAGCUGCCAGACCGUGAGCUCUAUAUUCGGUGGCUGGAGCUGUCUGCUUUCAUGCCUUCCAUGCAGUUCUCCAUUCCUCCAUGGGAGUACGAUGACGAGGUGGUGGCUAUCGCUCAGCGGUUCACCGAACUACAUGAGACACUAGUGGCUCCCAGGGUCAUAGAACUGGCUGGAGAAGUACUGGACACUGGGGACCCCAUAAUUCGCCCAUUAUGGUGGAUCGCCACCAGUGAUGAAACGGCUUAUAGAGUUGACUCACAGUUUUUGAUAGGAGAUGACUUGAUGGUGGCACCAGUACUGGAGCCGGGCAAGCAAGAAAGGGAUAUCUAUCUACCAGCUGGACGCUGGAAAAGUUACAAAGGAGAACGAUUUGACAACAAAGAGCCAAUACAUCUAACAGAUUAUCCAGUUGAUCUUGAUGAAAUUGCUUACUUUGAAUGGGCUCAGUGAGACUUAUGGGAAGCAUCUGGAGUUUUGAGCAUGUCUUCCAUUAAAAGGGUUUGUGAAGAUAUUAAUUAAUUUUUUUUCUUCAGGGAAUUUAGUUAUUCAUCCAGGGUUUAAAUUUAACAAAAACAGGACUAUUUAAGAAAUAAGCUUCCGGUUGCAUAUUUUGACAUUCUUCAUCAGCUUGGCUGUGCUGUUUUGUGCCAUUACAACAGUUAAACAUGCAUUCGAUAUCUGAAGCUAAUGUCUUAAUCCGUGCCUUGCAUUUAAACAGUGAAUGUCUUUGAGAUACCAGCCCAAAACUUUGACACAGUUAAGCUUUUACAUAUGCUUCUUGCCAAAUUAACUAACUUUAAGGAUGUAUUAACGGGCUGUGACAGGUAAUUUUGCACAAUAUAUCCUUGACGUUCUCUCAUCUGCAUUUUUAAAAAGGGAAAUUUUACCAGUACUGUACAUAAGCCUUCCUCUUGCAAGGCAUAUGUUAUUAUUUUCAGAUGUUCUCCACAUAGCAAAUCAACUUGAUUUCUCUGAAAUGUACAAUUUUGCGAAUGCAUUUAAAACACUAAUGUAUGGCUUUUUAACUGCAAGCAAUAACAAUGUUGCAUCCCCUAUAUACUACAGUAAACUUAGGCUGUGCAUGCAUCACAUUUGAGCAUAAUCUGCCCUACUCUUGUCUUGUAAGCACCAAUACUUGAAAUAAUCACAUUAGAAGUUUGUAUGAGUAAUGUUGCAUUAAUGACCAGCAGUCUUUUUUAAUCUACUUGCUAAACUGUCAUUAUGUAGUGCCAAAUACAUCACCAACAGGCCUUGUUCAAGCAUUACUGCAUUACUGCCACAUUCACAAAAACAUUUCCUGCCACAUAAAAUACAGUUCUUUUUCUUUUCAUAUUAAGUUGAUGUGUGCUGCUCAUCUUGUUUUGAAUAUUGUGCCGUGCUGCCUAAUUUUUGUGUUUUGCAAUAAGGGCACAACACUUAAUGCUUAGUCAGUUAAUCUUUAUCAGAUUAUAUUUUUGCUGUGCAAGGGUCACCUUUGUGUUUGUUGUGUUUGUUUAACGCUCUUCCAGCACGCUGACAAUCGACUUGCACUGCAAGCUUUCUCUAAUCUACGACCUUCAAGCUUAUUUUUAGCUCUUCCCACACAACUGUGAAAGCGCACUCAUCCACUCUGGUGAAACAAUGAAUCUGUCAAGCAAUGUAUCUGCUCUAAAAGUAGCUACAGAGUACGUAGACACAUGGCAGCUGCCUUUUCAGUACUUGAGCACCUCAAAUAACCGUUUAGUGUGUUGCUUCCUGGUAUUUUAAUAACUUACUUGAGAAGAGGUGUUUGGGAUGAUUUUCUUCACUGGGACUAUGUGCUUAUGGAUUUUAGAGGAGAUUUUAUGGAUUUCUGAGGAGAUCUUGUUAAUAGGCCCCUGACAGUGUGGGCCCUUGGUUGAACCAGACAGACUAGACUGCUGAUGUUCCAGUUUUUUUUUUUUUUCCAUAAAGACUGAUAUUGUGUGAACAUAAAUUCCCAGAAGCAAAAAUGCUUGUUUGUACAUCUUAUAGACUUUGUGUGUGUGUGUGUGUGUGUGUGUGUUCCUUCACCAUCAUCUGUGUGUGGCUUUUAAAAAUGUCUAAAAAUAUCCAAAAUGUCUCGGACUAAUACAUUUCUGUUUUUAUUUCAAAACAAAUAGUAGUGAAUGAAAAGUAUUUAUUUGUUUUGUGAAUAAAACUGCAUUUUGCUUUGCAUUUCACAUGUCCUGGAAAAGCAAAUGCUGAGUUUGACCAGCUGCCCUGAAAAUAGUAUCGCUCUCCAGAGUGUCACAGGAGGGCAGUGUUCACCUGCUUUUCUAGUCCUCCACUUGAAGCUUGUGAAGUGUGUUGGCAUGGCACAAGAAAAUCCUGUACUUUGUUAUUUCAGUAUUUUUCUCUCACUGAAUAUAAUUAGCCUGAUAUUGAAGUAAAGUGGUUCCAUUAAACUUUUGACCUCUCUCAAGAGUUAUGAGUUAUUAAUUGUAUACUUUCUCCUCUGCAUUAAUUGUACUGCCCUACAUUAGCGAUAGACUUCAGUGGUCGAAUGAUGCCACCCACUCACUAUUCAGUUCACUAUUUUCCCAUUUUAUAA